GACGCUGAGUGGACAGAGUUGAAUGCCUAUUUCAGCGAGAAGGCACCAGACGAGGUUAAGCGCAAGAUCAAGACCACUGCUGCAAAGAAAAAUUGGAUCACCAAAGAUGACCGUGGCAUUGAUGGAGUGAUUGUGAUUCCAGAUGUCAACAAGAAGCGGGUGAGGAUUGGCACCAAGAUGUCCACUGAAUCUGUCAGGCAAUCUCAGCAUGAGAGUGGAACUGCCAGGGAUGAAGCCUAUCAGAAGCAGUCCAAGAAGCUGGACCUCCAGGUCAAUGAGCAGGCCUGCGGCCGGCUCAUCUUUCCCUUCACGGCCGAGGAAGAUCAAGCCCUUGGUGGCCCACUUGAGCCUGACGAGCCGGCUGACGAAGCUGACCCACAAUCUGACUCAGACUCCUCUGAUGCCGGUUUUGGACUCAUGAAGGAUUCCAAAGCCAAAUCAGCCGCCGCCCCCAAGAAAGGUGUCAAGCCCAGGCGUCAACCAGAUGAAACUGAGAAGCCGCAGCCGGCUCCUGCCAGGCCCAGUCGCUCUUCGCCAGAAGAGCUUCAGCAGAAGGGCGAGGAAUUGCUGAUGACCUUGAGAGGAUUCUCUCCAGUUGGUUUUUUCACUGGGGCACUCAAGGAGAAGGACUGGGACGGCAAGCUCAACAAAACUUUGACUUUCGUUGGCCAGUUGGAGACCUUUGACGAUGAGGAGUCCAAGAAUGUUGCCAAAGGCUUGCAACAGACUGCUGAAGAAAUUACUGACAGAAUGGAGACUCUCAAGGGUGUGAAGGGCCUUGA
Messenger RNA from Durusdinium trenchii, 782 nucleotides. The record is from the annotation of a GenBank genome assembly. NCBI's taxonomy places the organism in Eukaryota, Dinophyceae, Suessiales, Symbiodiniaceae.